CAAGGCUACCGUUGGCUGCGGACUCCAAAAUCGAAUGAUAUGUUAUCAGACGAAAUUUUCGAACUCGCUAAUCGAUGGAUAAAUGAAUGCAACGAGAAAUGCCAGUGUGCAAACCUGUCCAUGUCACCAAAAAGGAACCAGUUUCAAGCAGAAGGAUGGUGGCUACCGAAGCGGCUACUUGAUCUACGACGGCUUCGGAACAUAAAUGGAGUACAGCGGAUUGGAUCUCUGACUUUCCAAUCUCAAAUUUCAAAUGUUGCGCGUGAGAGGAUUAAGUUAAUUGAACCGAGAACUAAUGCUACCGUUAAUAAGAAUGAUGUUCGCUAUGCAACGCUGAGUCACUGUUGGGGCAAACCACAUAGCGUGAAGGGUCAGCUCAAGCUUACUGAAGAGAAUGAAGCGAGAUUCAAGGAUGCAGGAAUCGAACUCCGGGAACUGCCAAAGACAUUUCGUGAUGCGGUAUUGGUCGCAAGUCGCUUAGAAGGAGUUGAAUACCUAUGGAUCGAUUCUCUAUGCAUUAAGCAACGCCCGACUGAUGGUACAUCCGACAAUAAAGCAUCGGAGAGAGACUGGCUGGAGCAGUCUCGAGAAAUGGAUCGAAUAUAUCGUUAUGCAUAUCUGAACAUUUCUGCUACCAUUGCGAUUGAUUCAGACCAAGGUCUAUUUUAUCAACGAAACCCUGAAGAACUAUGGGAGGAUGAAGUCAGCCUCAAUGUCACAGACCUCAUCACGUCCAAAGAGAUUCAAUGGUCAGCUACGGAAAGCAUUUUCAGCUUUCCCAGGGGCAAAACAAAUUCUGCAGAUGACUGUAUAUUGAGAUGUGUUAUCAUUGACGUCACCUUCUGGGCGUGUCUCAUUGAAGACGCGCCUGUGAACAGAAGAGCAUGGGUUCUUCAAGAACGACUGAUGGCACCUAGGGUAUUGCAUUUUUGCCGUAAUCAGAUCGCUUGGGAAUGCUCUACUUUUCAAGAUGCUGAGGCCUAUCCCAAAUCAUUGCCUCCUUUAACUUUGCGACAUGGAGACAUCUUUGAAGACAUAAGAAUCAAAUGCUUAGUACCUGAGACAGGGCUAAAAUUGCGUGAAUUGAGAUUGAACGGCUUCAACGAUCCCGAUAAGCACAUUGAGAAUCUAGGCGCGUAUGAGUUAUGGAAGCGCGUAGUAGAAAUGUACUCCAAAACUUUGCUAACGAUCUCUGACGACAAACUCCUAGCUCUCGCGGGUCUUGCUAAACACUUCCAGCAAUGGACAAAUUGCGAAUAUGUUGCGGGAAUGUGGAGAACAUUUUUGGAAAGUCAGCUUCUUUGGCAUGUCAAUGAAGUCUUUCGAGACGGCAAUUUUGAAGUCUCUGCCAAACGGGUCCCACGAAGAGCACCGUCGUUUUCUUGGGCGUCUAUUGAUGCACCAUGCGGCAUUACAUACGGAGAGGCGACGGAUUACAAGGACGACGAGCUUUUCAUUAGGGUAGAUGAAUACAACCGCGACCUUUACGAUCCAAAAAACCAAUUUGGAAUGCUUCAGGACGGAUACGGGUUCCUCAUGAUUACACCCACAUAUCUACAUUCGAUCGAGGUGGAGAAAUUGCAACCUCCGCAUCGCGUACCUUACUGUUGGAAUCUGAAAGGAAACAAGAAACGAAAGCUGUCCAACAUGUAUUUGGAUGCUCCUGUCACGGAUCUUGAUGUUUUUAAACCGAAUGCAGAGCUUUUUUGCAUGCCGGUAGCAUACGGUGAAAGAACAGUCGAAAGGUCAUCAAGAUACCUGAUUUGCUUGCUUCUCAUGAAGAUUGAGUGUGAGCCCAGUAGCAAAACGUAUAUGCGCAUCGGUUUGACAAAGUUGUCAAAGUUCAGAGACUAUGACGUGCAGGAAGAGUUGGUUGGUAAGGAUGCAACCAAGUUCAAAGGUUGGAUCAAAAUUUAUUGACGAUUUGCGUGGCCAUCUUAACUUGAGCUAUGGAUCUGAUUUCUGGAAACACUUUGCGGAUCUCUAAGUCCAUUUUUGACAUGAGCUAGAGACUCUUCCCACUGCCAUUGAUCGAAUGCCUAAUAAGUCAU
Verruconis gallopava is the source of this 2051-nucleotide messenger RNA. RefSeq lists its product as uncharacterized. The record is from RefSeq and is a predicted model, not a curated record. The transcript has a single exon. Bases 40 to 1920 code for a protein of 626 amino acids. Lineage: Eukaryota; Fungi; Ascomycota; Dothideomycetes; Venturiales; Sympoventuriaceae.